This is a messenger RNA of Naegleria gruberi, 3492 nucleotides long. RefSeq lists its product as uncharacterized. The record is from RefSeq and is a predicted model, not a curated record. The transcript is spliced from 2 exons. NCBI's taxonomy places the organism in Eukaryota, Heterolobosea, Eutetramitea, Acrasida, Naegleriidae. Gene Ontology annotation, molecular function: S-adenosylmethionine-dependent methyltransferase activity. Bases 1 to 3492 code for a protein of 1163 amino acids.
AUGAUUCAAGAUUUUAACGGAGCAGCUGCUGUAACAAGAAGAAGAGGAAAUAAUCGUGCUCUAGUUGAUUAUCACCGAUUGGGAAAGCAUUCUGUGAUUUCAAGCAUGUUGAUGAUUGCAAUAGUGCUGCUGAUGAUGAUAGUGAAUGGAAUGGAUAAUAUGGUGAAGGCUGAUUCGUGUAAUAUUGGCGAGUUGGGCAGAGUUUCAAAAUGGUUUCGUGUUAAUAAUGAAACGGCACUGAGUGAAUUAUUCUUCUUACCAUCUGCCUUGUCAGAGUUGGCUGGUGUCAAUUUGAUCUUUGCAGCUCCAAUUCCUGAAGGAAACAGUUCCGAACCAAUCAUUGAAUUUGAGGCGACAAAGAAUUGUGAAGGGAGAUGCUUUUCAAUGAUUGAUAACUCGACUUAUUACUUGAUGGAUUCGUAUGAAUUUUACUUCCCGAGGGAAUCUUUCAAUAAUUCACACAAUGUGACAAUGGGUUUUAUUGUUUGGGAUAAAAUUGGUGUAUUGAAUGUGGAUCCAAAAUCUAUGAGAAUUCUAGUAAGAAACAAGGAGGAAAUAAUAGAUUCUUCCAGUUUCAAAGAUGGUUUGCAAUUUGAUUUGGGUGCACUUGAAAAAUGGAACAUUGAAAAUAUUACUAUUCAAAUUGUGUCUAAUAGUAAGCCAAUUGAGAAGGAAAUUCAAAUGGGAGAGAAUGUUGAUUUAUCCUAUCAUUCUUCCUUCUCAUUGCCACUCACUCAAUUUCCUGAUAGAAGAAUGAGAUUAUUAUUUUCACAACCAAGCAUUCCAAUUCAAUUUAAUCUUAACCCUUACAAUUCCAAAGAUAUGAAAUUCCACCGUUUUAGAAAUCGAGAGUAUAUCUUCCUGGAUGCAUUUUCAUUCACUUUCAAAACAGAUAAUGGAACAGCAAAUAUUCCAGAUUAUAUUUCAAGACUUACCAUCAAGUAUACUUUUGAAUCGAUUAACAACACAAGAACAGAUAUUAAUGGAAAACAAGUGAAUUUACUAGAUGAUAGUUUAUUGGUAGCUACACAAUUCGAAGGAGUCUUUUACGAAUCUAGCUAUACUAAACUUGCCUCCAACACAUCUGAAAUUUUGCAAUUCGAAUUGAAUCCAAUUAAGAAUCAAACUGUCCUAUCAAUCAUGGGUCAAACAGAAUUCAAACCAUCCCCGGUCAUCCACAAAGUUUACGAACAAAUCAAUGGUACUAUCAAGGUGGGAGAAAAUAUUUACUUUGCAAUUCCAAUCUCAAAUUCAAGAAAGCUCGUUAUGGAAGGUAAUUUCAAUACCCUCUCAAAAUCUGAUGAAACAAAACUGGAAAUUUAUAUCCAAGAUGAUGUUUAUGAUAGCAUUCCAUUGCCAUCUCCUGUUAGCUUUUCAGAAAAGUUUACCUUAUUACCAAAACAAGAAAAGAGAAAAUUCAACUUACCAAUUUCAGAAACCACCAAAAAUAUCGCAUUCCUUUUGCAAUGUUCAAGUACUGAUCCAUCUGAGCAGUGUUCAUUCUCAUUCCAAGUUUAUACUCCAAGUCCAGUGAAUGAUCUAGUUGUUCCUCUUUCAGUUUCAAAUUAUCAUCACAAUUCAUCAUCCAAUUCUUCAUACAAUAAUUCCUCGGGACGAAGUAAUAACAAGAAUAAUUACUCGACAUCAUCAUAUGGUUCCUACAAUAAGAAGAGAAAUUAUGAUGAUUAUGGAAAAUACAAUAAAGAUGAAUAUAAUCAUGAUGGAAAGAAACAGAAUUACUCUUCUUCAUCAUCUUCUCAUCACAAUGAUAGAGGAAGUUACAAUAAGAGGAAUAAAAUUGGAGCAAGUAAAUGUAGAGACUUGGAGGAUGCCUUUCCAUUCCGUGAUUAUAAAUUAGCCAAGUUGGCUGGUUUGGAUUAUAAGAGUUUCGUUCCAGAAGAAUCACAACUUUUAAUGAUGAAUUGGAUUUUGGAUGUAAGAGAUGAAAAUUGUCCAUUACUCAGCUAUUCAAAGAAGAGUAGAAGUAAGAAUACUCUUAUAGAUGGUUUUGCUGGAGUUGGAGCUACAAGUUUAUUAUUAAUUAGAAAGAGUGGAUCCUUUGAUAAUAUUGUGGCUGUAGAAAAUAAUAGAGAAAUAUUUGAAUGUUUGAAAGAUAAUUUGAAAUCCUUCAAAUUUAAUGAUUUGGUAAAUUGUGUAAAUCAGGAUUUCAUGGAUUGGAUGAGGGAAUCCUACUCAAAAGUAGAAUAUUUCAAAUCUAUAAUAUAUGUUGACAUUGACCUCUUUUCAAAGACAAAAUUAUUCGAAUCUGCUGAGGACAAAACUAAUUCACUUUGUGAAAUGAGUAGAGAGAUUUUGGAAGAUUUAGAAUGUCCCUUACUUAUUUUCAGAGGUAGAGACGAAGAAUCAGAAGCUCUGGUGAAACAAAUAGAGGGAAAAUGCAAAACGAGAAAAAUCAUUGAAAAUAGAAACAUUCAAGAUGGCCAUACAAUGGUAGCUAUAUUGCCAAUUCUCGAAUCAGAUACAGAUAAGGAAACGGAUUUGGAUAAGAAUGGUCUUCCAACUGUACUCUCCCAAAAACAAUUCAGUUAUGUUUGGUUCAAUUCUGCUGGAGAUAUCAAGAAGAGAUUUAUUCAAAUUCUUUCAAAACAAAUGCUCAGGAAAUGUUUCAAGCAACAAGAAAUUGUACAAAACAAGAUUGGAAAAAUUAUAGAACAAUACGAGAAGGAUCAGGAAAUUUAUGAUCAACUUUACAACUUGUUUCAGAACGAAAUAUUCAAAUCACGUGAAUAUCUUCAAGAAAAUCCUGUGAAUUUAACCAAAAUGACAUCUGAUUCAUCUGUUGAUACGUCAUAUAGAGCAAACAAUAGAUCGAGUAAGAUUAAGGAAAUUCUUCCAAGCAAUGCAAAAAUAAGAAACAUGUUAGACAUUGGAUGUUCAGAAGGAUCCAUUACUGCUGUAGUUGGUACUGAAUUGGGAUUAAGUAAGGAAAACAUUCACGGCUGCGAUGUCAGAGAUAUUGGAAAGAGUUACACAACAGGAUUUACCUUUACACUCAUCAGUGAGGAUAAUAAUAAGCUUCCCUAUGAGUCUAAUUCGUUUUCUCUUGUGGUAGCCCUUAUGUCUCUUCAUCACAUUAAGAAUGUAGAGGAGACCAUCAAGGAAAUUCACAGAGUUUUAGAACCUGGUGGUGUAUUCAUUAUUAGAGAACACGAUUGCACACCCACAGAGAUUUCACUCGUGUUGGACAUUAUGCACGGACUGUACUCUAUGGUUUGGUCUUCUCCUAGAGAAAUGCCAAAUUUUUGCACUGAAUACUAUGCAGAAUAUAGAUCUAGAGAAGAGUGGUCCAAUCUCAUUAGCUCUCUCAAAUAUCAAGAUGGUGAAAAAUUAUAUGGAUUUGAAGUGGACUAUAGUGAAGAUGUAGAUCAGAUAUCACAACAAACAUCCUCAUCAUCUUCUUAUAGAAGAAAUCAAGAUAUUAGAAAUCCAUUUCGUUCCUAUCAUUCAGUUUUCAUUAAAAAGGAGCUUUAA